This is a messenger RNA of Callithrix jacchus (white-tufted-ear marmoset), 1382 nucleotides long. RefSeq names its product cyclin Q (gene CCNQ). Gene Ontology annotation, biological process: regulation of transcription by RNA polymerase II. The record is from RefSeq and is a predicted model, not a curated record. Lineage: Eukaryota; Metazoa; Chordata; Mammalia; Primates; Cebidae. Gene Ontology annotation, molecular function: cyclin-dependent protein serine/threonine kinase regulator activity.
CGCGGGGCCUCAUGGAAGGCCCGGAGGGCGGCGGACGGGGACCCGUAGCGCGGGGCCCCGAGGGACGGCCGGCGCCCGAAGCCAGAGUGCACUUCCGAGUGGCGAGGUUCAUCAUGGAGGCAGACAAGGUCCUGCUCUAGAGGCCAGGCUGGAGUGCAGUGGCGCGAUCUUGGCCAACUGCAGCCUCUGCCUCACGGGUUCAAGCAGUACUGCCUCAGCUCCCUGACUAGCUGAGACUACAGGCGUGUGCCACCAUGCCCGGCUAAUGUUCGUAUUUUUAGUAGAGAUGGUUUCACCAUGUUGGCCAAGAUGAUCUUCAACUCCUGACGUCAGGUGUCAAGCUGGGGAUGCGGUCCAUUCCCAUUGCCACUGCUUGCACCAUUUACCAUAAGUUCUUCUGUGAGAGCAGCCUGGAUGCCUAUGACCCUUACUUGGUCGCCAUGUCUUCCAUUUACCUGGCUGGCAAAGUGGAAGAGCAGCAUCUGCGGACCCGUGAUAUCAUCAAUGUGUCCAACAGGUACCUUGACCCAAGCGGUGAGCCCCUGGAGUUGGACUCCCGCUUCUGGGAGCUCCGAGACAGCAUUGUGCAGUGCGAGCUUCUCGUGCUGAGAGUUCUGCGCUUCCAGGUCUCCUUCCAGCAUCCACACAAGUACCUGCUCCACUACCUGGUUUCCUUCAAGAACUGGCUGAACCGCCACAGCUGGCAGCGGACUCCUGUUGCCGUCACUGCCUGGGCCCUGCUUCGGGACAGCUACCACGGGGGGCUGUGCCUCCGCUUCCAGGCCCAGCACAUAGCCGUGGCAGUGCUCUACCUGGCCCUGCAGGUCUAUGGAGUCGAGGUACCUGCUGAGGUCGAGGCUGAGAAGCCAUGGUGGCAGGUAUUUAGUGACGACCUUACCAAGCCAAUCAUUGAUAAUAUUGUGUCUGAUCUCAUUCAGAUUUAUGCCAUGGACACAGAGAUCCCCUAAGGCCUUGGGCCAGGCCUGCCCAAAGAGAAGCCCAGGAUGGUCAGCUGCCUGGGGACACUGCCACCACGUCGCCAUGAUGGCUGUUCCCCAGAGGACCAGCUGGGAGGACUGGUUGUGCUGCUGGAGAAGGGCUGGUGAAGGCGAUGCCAUACUGCCGCUUUGACAGUACCUAGCAGUCGCGGUGAUGAUGAUGGGAACCGCGCCUCCCGCGGGCAGGCCAGGAGCGCACUGUGCGCAGCUGACCCAAGGCAGCCUCAUCUGCUUUUGUCCUUUGAGAGGACUCUGACUACAAUAGAGGCAUGACGUCAAUGAAGUAGAUGAGACUGAAUCCCUAGGGAUUUUUUAUAGCGAGAAUGAAUGUGCAACAAGGAUCAAAUGUAUUUUGUGUAAUAAAAUGUGAUAUUAAUCAACAGA